CUGACCCUCCCAGGGAUGGCUCAGAAUAAAUACAGCCAUUUCUCUGCAGCAGGCAAGGACCAGCGCUCUCCUCCCCUGGGGAUCAGCACAAUGAAGCUCUUCACAGGCCUCAUUCUCUGCUCCUUGGUGCUGGGAGUCCACAGCCAGUGGUGGUCCUUCUUUGGUGAGGCUUAUGAAGGGGCUAAAGACAUGUGGAGAGCCUACUCUGACAUGAGAGAAGCCAACUACAAGGGUGCAGACAAAUACUUCCACGCCCGCGGAAACUAUGACGCUGCCCAAAGGGGACCGGGGGGUGCCUGGGCUGCUAAAGUGAUCAGUGAUGCCAGAGAAAAUAUUCAGAGAUUCACAGACCCUCUGUUUAAGGGUACGACCAGUGGCCAGGGUCGGGAGGACUCGAGGGCCGACCAGGAGGCCAACGAAUGGGGCCGGAGCGGCAAAGACCCCAACCACUUCAGACCUGCUGGCCUGCCUGACAAGUACUGAGCUGCCUCUCCCUCUGCUCAGGAGACGGGGCUGUGAGUCCCCAAGGGCAGGGACGCUGACCUAGAGAGUUCUCUGUCCUCAGAAGGCAGCAGAUCUAAUAAAUGCUCAAGAGAUGGAA
Messenger RNA from Bubalus bubalis (water buffalo), 601 nucleotides. RefSeq names its product serum amyloid A protein. Bases 16 to 483 code for a protein of 155 amino acids. The transcript has 4 exons. Gene Ontology annotation, cellular component: extracellular region. Lineage: Eukaryota; Metazoa; Chordata; Mammalia; Artiodactyla; Bovidae. The record is from RefSeq and is a predicted model, not a curated record.